AACAAUUUUUAAUAUUUCUUGAUUAAAUUUCAUAAACAGUUAUUAUUUUGGUGUACAAUUAAGAUUAAAAUAUGUAAAAACAAUUUUAAAAUAAUUUAAACAUAGCAUGUCAACCAGUUAAUUAAGAAGACAACAAUAUGGUUCAAAUUAUACGCAAAGCUCAGCCAGAUUGUUUGCGUUAUAUUCUAAAUGUACUACGCACUCCUAAUAGCAGCCAUGAGGAAAACAACCACAACAAUGGACGCGAGGAAUCUUGUUCUGUCGACAAUUUGGUCGAUGUUUUACUGAAAAAAGGGAACUAUUCUAUAUCGGCCGCUAAAGAAACUGUGGCGAAUGCAUUACGCGAUGGUUUGCUUAUGCCUGUGUCAGCCACGGUGUCUUCACCACGCUCUACUAGAACGGUAGUGCCAGAACUUAAACGCUUGCGUUUACCCACACUGCAAGAGAUCAAAGAGGCCACCUCUCAUGAUUUAUACUGUUACGAAUGCCACUUACCAGGCAUGUUGGAGGAAUGUCGUCAAUGCUGGCGUUCAUUUCACCGUCUGUGUUAUCGUAAGAAUCCCGAACGUCCCAAUUAUGCCAUUCCAUCGUCGAGAAUACAAAAAAAUCGUUUGCCGGCUUUCAGCUCGGACACAGAAUCCGAAACAGAUGAAAUUGGCACAGUACGUUGCUCUACGGCUCUGGGUUAUGAAAGUGAUAUAAGAGCCAACUCAUCUUUAACGCAGCAAGAUCAAAUGUCUACUGCAAGUGGUACCCCGCAACGUCAGCCUAACACGGCCGAUGAAGCCCCUAACAUGGAGUGCUUAUCGCCUUCAGCAGCUAUUGAUAUAAACAAUAGUGUUCAUGCGGAAGGUAAACCCUUAUUGGAUGAUCUAGAAAGUAAGACCAAAGUGGAGGUGGUCUGUAUGGGCGAAAUACGGCCACCCAAUCGCCAGAGACCAAAUACUACAGCGUCUAGUAUUUCGUAUAAAAGUGAAAUAUCACCCAACGAAGAAGAUGAACAUGACAUGGAGUUAUGUACAAGUUGUCGUUUACUCAAACGUGCCGAUUUACGCAAUCCUGCCAAUUUACAGGCAGACGAAUUGUGUCAUUUAGUUAAGUUUACAUUUUCCUAUAACAGCGAAUGGUUAACACACGAUGUUCGUACGUAUUUGGAUGCUAAGCGUGCAAAUGCUACCGAAGUUAAUAUCGUAGCACGUUUAAUGCUACAUUCAAAGAUUAGGGGGUUAGAUGACGUGGCCACAAAACUGAAUAAAAAGGAAUAUACGUUUCUAAUGGAGUUUUUGGUGGAUUUAUUGGAUAUUCAACAUAGCAUUGGAGUGUUUUUUGGCCCCUACAGCACAGAAAUGGAAUCUACCAAAUGGUUGUUACGCGACAUAACACACGAUCUUUCGGAAAUUCGACGAUGUCCGGACUGCUUUCGCUAUUCGCAUGAGAAACAAUCGGCUGUUUGGUUUGCCAAGCCCUGCGUACAACGUCAUGAGCUGGUUUAUGCAAAGCACAGUGGUUUCCCCUAUUGGCCAGCCAAAGUUAUACGUGUUUUACCCAACAAUAAAUUUGAUGUAAGAUUUUUUGGCGGCAAUCAUUCACGUGCCCUAAUCGAUGUACGUUACAUUAAGCCCAUCGAUGCCGACACCAAGUCACUCAAAUUAGGAAAUAGUCCAGCAAUUAAGAAAGCAAUGGAAGAAUUACGUUACCAUCAAAUGUUAUCCACAUAUCCGCCAAGUGCAUUUAGUUUUCAUGCAGAUCCCCAAAGUACGGAAGAAAUCAUACGUACGGUAUUGGGCACAUCAUCAAUGGAUAACACAUUGGCCAAAGGAAAGCCGGGCAAACGAAAGCGUAAACAAUCUUCAACAAUAACAAAAGCGUCUGGCGAUGUUAACAAUGAUAAUCAAUUUCAUUUGAAUUUGUCGCAAGAAAGCAACAAUGAGUAUAAUGUUUUGUCAAACAGUCAGACGACAUUGUGUACUGAAGUAUCAGUAUCUUUAAAACGUCUAAAAAUUAAUAAAUCUUUGGAAGAACCCAACAAUAAUACUAGCAAUAAAAGGGCUACACGAAAAACAAUAAAGGUCACAGAAAACGAUGACCGUCUUAAAAUGUUAAAUGAACUAGAGUAUGCCCAUAAAGUUAUAAAUGAAUAUAAACAGAAAAAUGAGAAACUGGAAGCUCAAAGGCGUAAAUUAAAGGAAACAAUAAAGAAACAAGAGAUGGAAUGUAAAAUACUGAAGCGUAAGCAAUGGUGUUACUGGUGUCUCGAAGAAGCCAUCUAUUUAUGCUGUUUUCGUGCUGCUUAUUGUUCUGAAAUAUGCCAGGCACGCCACUGGAAAGAUGGCCACAGUAAAGUCUGUAAAAAUCAAUCUGAAAGCAAACAAGCAUCAUAAUAUUAAAUCGAUUCUCGAGAUCGAUUUUAUCUCAAUUUGAUAUUACUUUUUUGGUAAAUGUUUUUUUUUUUUCUUUCAAAAUUAUUUAGUAUGUUUAGAGCAUCACAAAUUUUGAAACAUUGUGUUUAAAUUUCAACUUAUGUAUAAAAUAACGUUAUAGUGGAUUAAACAAAGUAUAUUACCGUAAAAUUUUUAAUCUUCACUUUUCUUUUUUGUAAUUUUGAAUUGAAUUCAGUUUUAAAACUUUUGAUUUCGUUUAUUUUUUUUUUUUAAAUUUACUUGUUAUUUUGAAAGUAAAAGUAGAUACUUGUUUAAGAUAUUAAAUCAUUAAUUUGUUGUAUUUUCAUAAAUAAAAUUUAACAUGAAUUUUUAACAUUGAAAUGCAAUAUGCAAAUCGAAA
This is a messenger RNA of Calliphora vicina (urban bluebottle blowfly), 2781 nucleotides long. Its product is annotated as zinc finger MYND domain-containing protein 11. The transcript is spliced from 5 exons. The record is from RefSeq and is a predicted model, not a curated record. NCBI's taxonomy places the organism in Eukaryota, Metazoa, Arthropoda, Insecta, Diptera, Calliphoridae. The coding region runs from base 138 to 2381 and encodes 747 amino acids. Gene Ontology annotation, biological process: regulation of transcription elongation by RNA polymerase II; regulation of signal transduction. Gene Ontology annotation, cellular component: nucleus. Gene Ontology annotation, molecular function: transcription corepressor activity.